Messenger RNA from Lottia gigantea (owl limpet), 204 nucleotides. RefSeq lists its product as hypothetical. The transcript is spliced from 2 exons. Gene Ontology annotation, biological process: regulation of transcription by RNA polymerase II. The record is from RefSeq and is a predicted model, not a curated record. The annotation marks the transcript as partial. NCBI's taxonomy places the organism in Eukaryota, Metazoa, Mollusca, Gastropoda, Lottiidae. Gene Ontology annotation, cellular component: nucleus. Gene Ontology annotation, molecular function: RNA polymerase II transcription regulatory region sequence-specific DNA binding; DNA-binding transcription factor activity, RNA polymerase II-specific.
CGACGUCCAAUGAACGCUUUCCUGAUAUUCUGUAAGCGCCAUAGAAGUAUGGUGAGAGAAAAGAACCCUGAUUUAGAUAAUCGGAGUGUGACAAGAAUAUUAGGUGAUUUGUGGGCUAAUUUAGCAGAAGAGAAAAAGUCUGUGUAUACAACUUUAGCUAAACAGUAUAAAGAUGCCUUUAUGAAAGCUAACCCAGAUUACAAA